Molecule: messenger RNA, 981 nt
Organism: Lachancea fermentati
Lineage: Eukaryota; Fungi; Ascomycota; Saccharomycetes; Saccharomycetales; Saccharomycetaceae
Source: the annotation of a GenBank genome assembly
AUGGAGAAUAUAAAAAUGCCAUGGUAUCUGAAGCAGACAAGCGGUGAGAUAAUUGAGAAGUUCAGGUAUAUUCAGCGUCAGGAAGAUUUGAGAUUGAGAGAUGCUACGUUGAACCCACUGGAUUCAAGAUGGAGUCUAGGGGUGUCGGUGUCCGAGGAGAAUGACGAUAGAAACAGAUACGUCAAUAUCAUGCCCUAUGAGAAGAAUAGAGUGAAGUUAAAUGUAGAAGGUGGAAACGAUUAUAUCAAUGCUUCCUAUGUUAAGGUGUUUGUUCCAGAACAAUCUCUGACACCCGGGCACUACAUCGCCACACAAGGGCCCACAAAGAACACAUGGCAGCAAUUCUGGCAAAUGUGUUACCAACAGUGUCCCGAGGAUAAUAUCGUGAUUGUUAUGGUGACUCCACUACAAGAGGGUGGCAGGGAAAAAUGCUAUAAAUAUUGGCCCAGAAACGAGUCAGAAACGCUAUCUGUUCCGCGAACUCAAUCAUCUGGUGAAUUUGAGAAAGACUGCAGUGAGUUCAAAAUUGACCUAGAAGUCUUUUUCGAACGUUCAGAAAGGGAGAACGACUAUACACUUUCUUUUCUCAAGCUCAAGCCGCUCGAUAGUGCAUUUCCAACAAAGACAGUUCAUCACUUCUAUUUUGACCAAUGGAGUGACAUGUCAAAACCAGACGAAAUUGUGCCAAUUCUGAAACUAUCAAAUCAUUGCCAUGUUUUAAAUUCCCCUCCGAAUCCGAUUAUUGUACACUGCUCUGCAGGAGUUGGUCGCACGGGAACCUUCAUUACUUUGGACCAUUUAAUUCAUAAUACAAUUGACUUCUGCGAGAACGACCCAUUGACGAAUUAUAAACAUGAUCUAAUCGAGCAAAUAGUUCUACAACUUCGUUCGCAAAGACUACGCAUGGUCCAAAUGUCUGAUCAGUACUUAUUUGUAUAUCAUGCUGCCAAGCAUGCAUUUAGCAUGAAGCGUGUCAAGUGA